CGUCACAACGUCAGAACCCAGCCUACUGGUGCUGAGGCUGAGGAUGAGGAGGAUGAAGACGAUGGCGGUGAUACAGGAGCAAGGCUGAGUUCACCCUCCCUCUUCUCUCUUCCCCCCUUUUUUUAUACCCCCAUCCAAUUUCCAGUUUGGACCACAUCAAAUAAAAGGGCACCCUUCGGACGCCGUAACGAUCUUCACCGCCCUCGUGUCUCCUGAGCCGAGACCGAGAUGGGGAACGAGGCGAGCAUGGAGGGCGGCGGGCAGCCCGGAGAGGCCGGGAUGAUGGGCUCCGUGAUGCCCGGAGGACGCGCGACCGCAGGGCCGGGAGGACAGCACGUGAAACCCGUCAACGGCUCGGCUGCCGGCGGAGGGAUGGGAGUCGGAGGCCCCGGGAUGGGGAUGACGAGGGGACCAAUGGCUCAGAUGGGUAGCCCCAAACCUGGCAUGCAACAAGGAGUUCCAGGGGGAGGAGGGAUGGGAGGUAUAGGAAGUGGGAUGGGUGGAGGAAUGGGAGGUGCAAUGGGAGGCGGAAUGGGAGGUGGGAUGGGAGGAGGGUUGGCCACAGGAGGUGGAAUAGGCUCUCGAAGCGGUGAGCCUUAUCGCCUGGCGACCCAUGACACGCCAACCUCCCCUCGUCAUGUGCAGUCAGUCCAGGGGUCCGGCACGGGGCCGGGCUCCAUCCACGGGAUGAGUCACAGCCCAGCUGGUACCGGCAUAAGCGCCCAUGCAGGACAGAGUCCCGGCCAGCAUGCCUCCAGAAGAAACCUGCAAGUCGACUUCAACAGUUCGGGCGGCUCCAGGACGGGCCGAUCCCCCUCGGUGUCGCCGGACCGCGGCAUGACACCCACAUCACCCUACUCUGUGCCACAGAUCGCGCCCAUGCCAAAGAGCAAACUGUGUCCAGUGUGCACCACCACAGAGCUCUCCAACCCACCAGCUGUGCCCAACUACAACAUCUGCACGCAGUGUAAAGCCACUGUGUGUAACCAGUGUGGAUUCAACCCCAACCCACACCUCACUGAGGUCCAGGAAUGGCUGUGUCUCAACUGUCAGAUGCAGAGGGCUCUUGGUAUUGAUAUGACCACUCCUCGCUCGAAGAGUCAGCAACAGAUCCAUUCGCCGUCCCACCAAGCGAAACCUCUCGUCCAGCCUCAGCAGGCUGCACCGCAGCCAACACAGCCGACGACUGCAGCACAGCCCAAACCUUUGGCACAGAGCCAGCCCACCCAGCAACAGCAGCAGCAACAACCACAAACUCAACUCUAUGGACAGAACCAGUCCUACUCUCAGUCACACCCAUAUCCACAGUCCCAAGCAUACCCCCAGUCACAGACAUAUUCCCAGUCCCAGUCAUACCCGCCAUCUCAGCAGUAUCCUCAAUCCCAGGAUUAUCCCCAGGCCCAGGAGUAUCCCCAGUCCCAACAGUAUCCUCAGUCCCAACAGUAUACCGAGUCCCAGCAGUACCCCCAUACGCAACAGUACUCCCAGCCCCAACAGUACCCCCAGUCCCAGCAGCAUCCACAGUCCCAGCAGUAUCCGCAGUCUCAGCAGCAUCCCCACUCUCAACAGUUCCAUCAUUCCCAACAGCAUCCGCAGUCUCAGCAGUAUCCCCAGGCUCAACAAUAUCCUCAGGCUCAGCAGCAACCUUACCAACAGUCCCAAUCCGGACUCCAGGCUCAGCAGCAGCCUUAUCAACAAUCCCAGUCCGGAACCCAGGCUCAGCAGCACCCUUACCAACAGUCCCAAUCUGGUCCGCAGGCUCAGCAGCAGCCUUACCAACAGUCCCAAUCUGGACCGCAGGCUCAGCAACAGCCUUACCAACAGUCCCAAACCAUACCCCAAGCUCAGCAGCAGACUUACCCAGCAUCACAGUUCGGACCUCAGGGUCUGCAGCAGCAGCAGCAGCAGCUGCCUUAUCCACAGCCACAGUCUGGACCCUUGGGCCAGCAAUAUCCACAGACUCAGCAGUAUCCGCAGGCUCAGCAGCUGCCUUAUCCACAGUCCCAGGCAGGGCCCCAGACACAGCCUCAGAAUUCACAAGGCCUGCACAGUCACACUUCUUCCAGUGGCCCACAAAGCCAGACGGGUCCCUCUCAUCAGGGUAUGAGAUCUGACUCAUAUUCCCAGAAAGGUCCAAGAGCUGGUGGAGGUUCUGCAGGAGGCCCCAACCAACCUGGUGGCCCAAGGAUCCCCCACCCUGGUGCUGUACCCCUCCCCGGCUUGACAAAAGCACCCUCUCAACCCGAUUUGGGUCGUGGCUCUCCCAUGCACCAGUCUAUGGCACGGCACCAUGACCACACCAGAAGCGCUGGUUCCUCUCCAGCUCACAAGCCCCAGACCCAGGCUCAUCCUCCAGCCCAGGAUGGACUGACCAAGCUAUUUGGUUUUGGGGCUUCCUUGCUCAACCAAGCGAGUACACUGAUCAAUGUCGACCCUUUGCCCACCUCUUCCACUCAUCCCGGUCCCGCACGAGGCAAGGUGGUGUUCAGUAAUGCGACCCCUGACAACAAGCAGCCACAACAAGUGGUCUCAGGUGCUAAACAAUUUGGCAUGGGUGGCCCCCAUGCACCAAACCAAAUGGGUGGCCCUCGUUCAUCGAACCAAAUGGCCGGCCCCCAUGCACCGAGCCAAAUGGGUGGUCCGCAUGCACCGAGCCAAAUGGUUGGUCCGCAUGCACCGAGCCAAAUGGGGGGUCUGCAUGCACCGAGCCAGGUGGUAGGGCCACACGCACCAAAGCAACAGCAACAGACUGUACCCCAACAACAAGGAAUGCCGCAACAGCAGUCGCCCUCCCUUCAACAGAAGGAUCCACAGCAACCUCAAGGGCAGCAACAUCGACAAAUGCCAUCACAUGUGCAGAAGGCGGAGCUAAAGCAGGAGCCUGCAAUUGCUCCCACCGCAGCCCCGGAGCCAGUGAAGCCCAAAGUGAACUGUCCUCUGUGUAAAACAGAGUUAAACAUCGACACUUCUGACCCACCCAACUACAACUCGUGCACGCAAUGCCACACUCAAGUGUGCAACCUGUGCGGCUUCAACCCGACACCACAUCUGGUUGAGAAAAAAGAGUGGCUGUGUCUAAACUGCCAAACCCAGCGGUUGAUGUCCGGCGGAGGUCUCGAUGAGCCUCCUCUGGCUGUUCCUCACCCAUCCCCAAAACAUCAGCUCAAUGGGUCACCACGCCACCAGGCCCCAGCGAGUCAACAAAGUCCUCUCCACAAAGCCGCCAGUCAGCAAGAGUCCAAGCCAGCCCAGCCUCAGACACCAAAACCACAGUCGGGAACUGGAGAUAGCGAACAGUUUGGGUCGAAUGCUGCCAAGCUGCCGACAGACACCAAGAACACCGUAGCGGUGACGUCAACUGGACCAACAGUAGAGACCCAGAAGAAGACGAAAACCACCGACGAAAAGCUGAAAAUGGAGCCUGAAAGCCAAACGGCCAAAGAUGCCAAAACCACAUUCAAGAAAGGAGAUCAAAUCACACCAAUCAAGGAAAUUAAGAAGUCGAGGCAUUACGACGAAACAAAAAACAGCACGCAUGACUUGUCACGCAGCCCACAGAGCCUCAGUGAUACCGGUUACUCCUCUGACGGCAUCUCCAGCUCUCACAGCGAAAUCACAGGACUAAUUCAAGAGGAGGAGAUGAAACUGAGUGAGAGGGGCAUCAGCGGGCGGGGCUCUCCACCAAGCCCUUCAGAAAUUACCAAGCUGGAAAGCUCUGUGAGGCCUUUGCUGGAGAAGAGCCUUUCCGAAGACAAAGCGGACAGAAGAGGAAGGAGGCUAAGUGAUAGAGACUUGGAUGACAGAGGGAAGCAGCGCCCGCGCUCUUUGUCAAUCCCACCGGAUGCAUACGACUCGGAUGAGGAACUUGAAGACAUAAUGGAGGAAGAUGAAGAUGGAGGAGACUGGGAGGGUAAACGGAAAGAAGGGAAGGAAGAGAAGAAGGAAAAGAAGAAGAAGGACAAGGACAAUGAGCCCACAGAGAUGACCGAUGAGGAGUUCAUGAGGAGACAGAUCAUGGAGAUGAGCGCUGAUGAAGGAAAUGAUGAGGAGGAAGAAAUGGAGGAAGAUGAAGAUGAGGAAGAUGAAGGCUACGGCUAUGAACGAAAGAAAAGCCACCAUAAGCACAUCGUAACCGACACGGCAAAAGAGAAACGCCGCCUACAGCACCACUCUAGCAGUUUUGAGGAGGAAACAAAAAGCGCCACUGAUGUUUACAAAAGCUCCGUGGAGGAGGGUGAGGAAGAUCUGAUGGCGUCGCAAGGCGGUCUGAGGCGCUUUAAAACAAUCGAACUCAAUAACACCAACAGCUACAGCCGAGACAUUGAGCUCAGUCACGAAAAUGACUUGAGCCUUGACCGAGAACCUGAACUGGAGAUGGAAAGUCUGACCGGCUCUCCCGAAGAGCGCUCUCGGGGUGACUACUCUUCCACUCUUCCGCCAACUUCCGCAUCCUCUUACGGCUCAGGCCAGUCUCCUACGUCCAUCUCGUCAAUGGAAGAGGACAGUGACAGUAGCCCCAGCAGGAGACAAAGGUUGGAAGAGGCGAAGCAACAGAGAAAAGCGCGGCAUCGUUCUCAUGGCCCUCUCCUUCCUACAAUUGAAGACUCUUCAGAAGAAGAUGAAUUGAGAGAAGAAGAGGAACUCCUGAGAGAGCAGGAGAAGAUGAGAGAAGUUGAACAACAAAGAAUCAGAAGCACGGCGCGCAAGACCAAGCGGGAUAAAGAGGAGCUGAGGGCUCAACGACGUCGAGAAAGAUCCAAGACACCGCCCAGCAAUCUUUCACCCAUUGAAGAUGCUUCUCCGACAGAGGAGUUGAGACAAGCUGCCGAAAUGGAAGAACUCCAUCGUUCCUCUGCCUCUGAAUACUCCCCUCAGAGUCUGGAUUCGGAAGCUGAGGGCUAUGAGUCCAAACUUUACAAGUCAGGCAGUGAGUACAACCUUCCUACCUUCAUGUCCCUUUACUCACCAAUUGAAAAAUCAUCGAUCACAACCACAAUAGCGCCAUCGAGCACUUCCAAGCCACUGAAGAGUGCCGAGGAGGUAUAUGAAGAGAUGAUGAGGAAGGCGGAGAUGCUUCAAAAGCAACAGAAACAGCAGCAGCCGUCUCCAGUGAGACAUGGUCAGUACUACGAAGAAGACAUUAACGGGCAAGGUUAUGAUGCCGAGUAUGACGAUGAACAAGAUCAAACGGGAUAUGACAAUGACGCAGUUGAGAUGGAAGCUGACAUUUAUGAGGAGAUUCGACAAACAUCUCAGAACAUCACAAAGAUGCAGCAGGCCACUGAUGAGCAAGUAGAAAUUGAGAGCUCCUACCCAGACAAGCAAUUUCUCGACACAGGUUCCGCCUUUGCAAAACUACUGGAGCAAAGCAAUGCCCUUUUAACUCCAGGAACCAGCCCCACGCAGCUCUCCGCACCUGUCUCAUUUGCUGAAACGGGAGGGCGCAUCCCUGAUGUUCGAGUCACUCAACACUUUGCUUCAAAGGACAGACACAAAGACAGAUUAAAAAACCAAGCGGGGAAAAAUGGAAUAACCCCAACAGUAGCUGCUACUACAAUAGCAGCUUAUGGAGUUUAUGCGAGAGAUGCUGUAACAAUUUCUCAGACAAGUCCAGGCAACACUAUAACAUCCACCCAGUCUUCUAUUUAUGGCAGACACGCAAGUCCUGCCACAUCUUCAGCGACAGUCUCAAGUGUGUGCAGCAAGAUUGCAGAGAUUACCCAAGCCUAUAGUCAAAGAGAGGUCAUCACCAGAAGAGUCGGGGACACUCGAGGUGUAGCGCUCCGAGAUAGCCCAGCAGCUGUUAACGAGCGAAUCAAUGAGCCACGCUCUCCAAAGUAUACAACUUAUUACAGGAGCACCAGCCCUCCCCUUUCUCCAUCCCCACCACCGCAAAGUCCUACGCGCUCCCCUUCCAGGAGAGCAACAGCUGAGUUCUCCACACAGACUUUCAAUUCAGCACUACAAAUGGACUCGGGAGGUUCUGGGCCUACUUCACCAGUGAUGGCUCAAGGAACCCAAACUUCACAUAGAUCGGUCUCCCCACGGCUCUAUCGGCAGCAAUCAUCCCAGGAUGUGCCAUACUCUCCACCUGCAAGUCCAGCUCGUCCAAUGACUGUCAACACGGCGACAUCCCCUCUGUCUUCCCCCACACGAUUUAGCCGUCAAUCGACAUUCGAUUCUUAUUCACCGUGUGGUAGCCCUCCAGAUACGCCUCCUUACCAACAUUCACCGACACGCAGCUUCUACAGAACACAAAGAAUCGAAAAGGUAAAUGUUGGAACAAGUAUGGUUACCACGGCCAGUAUUUAUACACGAGGUUCCAUUUCUAUGGAUAAUAUCUCCCUCUGCCGCAUAUCUACAGUUCCAGGCACUUCUAGGGUUGAGCAAGGCCAUAUGAUACAAGGUGGAAGUGUUGUGGACCUCAGAACAGUCACCAAACCUACCCCAGUCAUCAUGACUGAUCAAGGAAUGGAUCUCACCUCUCUAGCCACUGAAAGCAGAAAAUACCACGGUGGAUCAGAGGGGAGCAGACAGUCAACAAUCGUACAACCUAUGAUUAUGAACCUAAAUGCCCAGGAGGCCAUUACACCAACCACUGUGAGUGUAACUGUGGCAGCUUCCAUGUUUAUUUGCCAGCCCAAACAACCAAUGGUCUAUGGCGAUCCCUAUCAAAAUAGAGUGGAUUUAGGUCAGGGUAUGGGUUCGGCUGUGUGUUUUUCCCAGAACAAACCCCCUCUAUCACCUCCAAUGGACCCAUCGAUACCAAAAAUUGAUGCAAAACUUGAAGACCUGAGUAUUCAACAGAAAGAACUACAAAAACAGCAAGAGAAGUUGCAAAUGCAGCAAGAGCUUCUCGAGCAGCAGUUACAGCAACAUCACCAUAUGCAACAACAACAGCAACAGGCAUCUGUUUUGGCUCGGUAUAACCUUUCUGGCCAGAUCUCACCCUUGCUGAAAAAAGACUUGCUGGUCAGCCAGACCAGCACUGCCUCCACUGUUGUCAGUGCUGUAUCACCUGUCCUCAACCCCGAGAUGUAUGGCACCGGGCCCAUUGAGCUGAAAGGAAAGCCCAGUCCUCCUGGCAUGAUUACAGGCGGGAAAUCGCCACAUAGUAUGGUAGUACAGAUAGAUUGUGGCCAAGAGCAAGUCAGGGCAGUGACCCAACUUAUAAAAGUAGAGGAAGGACAGGAUGCUGCAGAACUGUCAGGAGGCCAGAUUAAACCUGACAACCAAACAGCUUGCUGCGAUGUUGUUUACAGACUGCCUUUUGGUGGAAGCUGUGUUGGUGGUUCAGAGAAAGAGGGCAUAAGGCCUCCUUCAGCUCCACCUCUUUCCUAUGAUUCUGAUCAAGAAAGACAUCCUGGAAAAUAUCAUGAGUAUCCCAUGGGAGGGCACAAGUCCUACACAUUGCCUUAUCCUGGUAGGCUUCAACCUUCAAUGUCUGAUACAAACCUGGCUGAGGCAGGGCUACAAUCCUACCAUUCUAAACUAGAACCGCAUCUUCAAGCCAAAGGAGAACUUGCAAUGGAUCUAAACGCUGUAAAACAUGGCUAUGGGGGAUAUAUUGGGAUGCAGUAUGGCUCAUACACAGAUUUGCGUCAUGGAGGAGAACUCUCUGCCCCAACAUUGCCCAUACGUCGAUACAAUUCCUUGUCUAACAUCAAUUCCGACUAUGGCUACUCUCCUCGUGACAUUGCCAAUUUCCAGGAAGCUAAUUUAGCCCAGUACAGCGCCACAACUGCCAGAGAGAUCAGCCGAAUGUGUGCCGCACUCAAUUCGAUGGAUCGCUAUGGAAGCAACCCAGACUUGAUGCAGUUUGGGAGUUUGGGCAGAGGAACCAGCCCUGCAACUUCAAGACUAUCAGCUGGCCUUGGCUUGAGACAAAAUCUGCUUUUUGGAUUAGAUGGGAAGCCAUUAUCCCACAACCAAGCACUUACAAACCUCAUCAAUGCCAGACAGGCCAGUCUUAGGGCAAUGUACCCUGCAGCCAUUCGCUCCUCAGAUGGGAUGAUCUACUCCACCAUUCAGACACCCAUUGCUUCUACCUUACCAAUCACAACUCAACCCGCUUCUGUUCUUCGACCGCUCCUGAGAGGUGUUUACAGGCCUUACCCAUCUCCCAACAUGACACCUGUGCCCCUAUCUAGUCUCACCAGAUUACCAAUGACUCCCCGAAUGUCUGGGCAGACCCCGGUCCGUUACCUUGGACCGGGUCUUCUCCAAACAACGUCAAUCUCUGCUACCUUUGCUGAUGCAAUAACAACCUUAGCACCAACGAGUGCCCAGGUAUCCGUUCCCUUGACUGUUCCACCAUCUACAGUCCAAGAUGAACCAGUUUACCUUGGGAAAGGGGCUGUUGUAACCACUUCAUCUGUAGAGGUCACAUCAGCUGACGCACAGCAUCAACCGAUAAACAUGUCCCAAGCGCACCUGAACAGUCAACAGCAACAACAACAGGCACAAGCAACAACCGGUCAAUGUUACACAACAGUCGCCCCUCCAGAUUCCACGACCAUUUUACCAGUAGCGGGGACUCUACCUCCUUUCCCCCCACCUGGUGCUGUACACAAAGAGGGUGAAACUGAGGCAGAAAGGCUGCAUCGGCAGCAGGAGCAGCUUCUGCAGAUGGAAAGGGAGCGCGUAGAACUGGAGAAAAUCCGGCAACUGCGCCUGCAGGAAGAGCUGGAGCGAGAAAGGAUUGAGCUGAAGCUGCACAGAGAGAAGGAGCAUAUUCUGGUGCAGAGAGAAUUACAGGAGCUGCAGAACAUCAAGGAGCAGGUUCUACACCAGCAGCAACAAGAACGGGAGAAACAACUUGUUGUCCAGAGGGAACAGCUCGCCCAGCAGAAGUCCCAGCUUGACCAGAUCCAGUCCUUGCAGCAACAGCUCCAGCAGCAGCUUGUAGAACAGAAGCGACAGAAAACAGCCACCGCGGUCCAGAACUUGCAGAUGGAUAUCAAUGGACAGCCUCUACACCCUGAUACUGACCAUCAAAUCGGAUCCCGCUCCCUCCCCAACUCCUCCUCAGAGAUGUGUCUGAGGAGUCAUGAGGAGCAUGUGGAGAACCAGAGCAACAUGAGGAAACACAACUCCAUGACCAAGCUGAGCCGAGACAGUUUGGACGGAGACGGCGUGGUCUUCCAUGUUUCCCCUCGCAGGAAUGUGGACAGUUGUGUGCAGACAGAUGAUGAAGAUGGGGAGGAGAGGUACAUGAUGCGUCAUCGAACCAGGCGGCGUGGUCGCAGCGUGGACUGCUCAGUUCAGACAGAUGAUGAUGACGACAAGGCUGAAACAGGGCAGCCCGUCCGCCGCCGACGCUCUCGUUACUCACGACAUUCCGAUUCCAGCGGAACUGCCACAAGCACGUCUGCUACUGACACGAAAACCAGCACCUCCAAAACGGUAUCCUCCAGCAUAGCCAUCCAAACCAACAGGGAAAUGUCCUGCCAAACCGAAGUGGAGCACCUCGGAAGAGUUUCGCCCGCAAUCCAUGUGACGUUACCAGAUCCAAAUAAAGUAGAAAUCGUGCACUACAUCUCAGGACCUGAACGGACAAAAAAGGGACAGUCGCUAGCAUGCCAGACUGACCCAGAAGCCCAGUCACAAGGUGUUGUCGCUCCCCAGCUGAGCAUACCAACCACGGUGAGCCCGUAUUCUUCCUCCACCAGCAGCGGAACUCAACUAUCUGGUUCCACUGACAUAUCGACACAGCAGCGCCAGCAGCAGCAGCAUAUCACAGCAAAUGCAGCCAAGUUUGAGCGCCGACGCCCUGACCCGCUCGACAUUAACUACCAGCCCAACAACCACCUGCACAAUGAGUCCAUUUCGAGCAUCAUCCGGCAGCAGCAGACGGUCCCAAAAUCCCCACAGGUCCUCUACUCACCUGUCUCGCCAGUGUCACCUCAUCGCCUGUUGGAGAAUUCACUAUCAAGUGAGAGGCUGAACAAGGCCCAUGUCACACCUCAGCAGAAAGCAUACACUGCAGAGUCCCCCCAGCGACAUCCCUCUAUGCCCAGACCAAUCAAGACCGCCCAAAGAUCCAUGUCAGACCCCAAAUCUCUCAGUCCUACUACCGAUGAGCACACGAAGGCUAGGCUGUCCCUCUAUCAACAACAAGCCCUACAGAACCAGCUGGCAGCCCUUCAUCAGAGCUCGCUGCUCCGUAAGGUCAAGAGAACCCUGCCCAGCCCUCCUCCAGAAGAGACGACUGCAUCAGUUCAUCUGCCUCUGAUGACACCUGCCCUCCAACAUGUCUACUUACCAUCCGUGCCCAGCCUCAAGCCCAGCUCUAGGUCUGGCCUAGCUGCCAAAGCCAGCCUUCUCAAAGACCUCACCCAUGAGCUGAAAGCAGUGGAGCAAGAAUCGACAAAGCUGAGAAAGCAGCAAGCUGAACUGGAGGAGGAGGAGAAGGAGAUUGAUGCUAAGCUGAGAUACCUCGAACUAGGGAUUCACCAAAGGAAAGAAACGUUGGUCAAGGAGAGAGAGAGGAGGGAUAUUGCUUAUCUGAGAUGUAUGGGUGAUGCUCGGGACUAUAUGUCUGAUAGCGAGUUGAACAACCUACGACUGGCAGCUGCAGCUGCAUCGCAUGAGACCAAUGGACUGUUGACAACAAGACCAAGUACUGCUCCCCUCAGCCAGUUUAGCAAUGACCUGAACACAGCAGCUCAGUACACGGCCACAUCAUCUUUCCAUUCUCAAUACCCCCAGAGCCAACCCGCAGCACCAACUCAAUCAAGUUUACCCUUCCAGUCCUCAACAUUCAACCAGGCUCCUUAUCCAACAGUGUCUCAGUCCCAGGCCUUACCACAGCCAGCUCCCCUCCAGAGUCAUGUUCACCCGUCAGGACCAUCCUACCAAACUCAAACCUCAUACUCUACCCACAGCUACCCCCAAACUCAACCCCCGUACCCCCAAACAGACAUAGGGUUACCAAGUGCACCGCAACCGCAGCCCCAACCAGGGCACACAGGUUUUGGGCCCGCACCACCUGGUCAGCCCCCAUACCCCACCCACAGCUCACCUUAUCCGAGUGCUGUGUCCUCUUACCCCAGCCAGAGUGCCCCUUACCCUGGGCAACCUCAAACAGAUAUUUUGACAGUACAUCAAGGAAGGCCCAGGCAAACGUCACUGGCCGAUCUGGAGCACAAGAUGCCCACCAAUUACGAGACAAUCAGCAACCCUACAGUCGUGGUUACCACCACGGCGCAGGAGUGCACCUAUUCCAGUUCAGCCGCCUCAUUUGGUCAAUACACUGGCAUAACAACCAUGGCCAACUAUGGACCCUAUGGCUCAGCGACCGUGUCCAGUAGUUACGGUGGGUUUUCUACCAUUCCACCCAGCACUUAUGGACAGUAUACAUCACCAACAGUUAGUUCGUAUGGCCAGUACACCACAACCACUGCUAAUGCAUAUGGGUACACAGCAACAACAGCCAGCUCAUAUGGACAGUACACAUCAACGGUUUCCAAUGCCUAUGGCCAUGGUGUGGAUAGUCCCUCCACCUACAGUACAGCAGAUGGCAUGUACGGGGCACCAGGUUUAGAACAAAAUAUCCCAAGGAACUACAUGAUGAUAGAUGAUGUAAGUGAGCUGACGGCAAAAAACGGGCUGGGCACGACAACAGGGGACAUGAUGCAUCACGGCGGCACGGGGCGUUACCCUGGAGACACCCAUGGUCACAGCGGCACCAUUGGCAGCACGACGCGUGGGGGAACUGGCAGCGCCAUGUACGGCAGGGCACCCGAGGAGGAGGCAGCGAUGCAGGAAGAAUUGUACGACCACCAUGGCAGGGGUAAGAGCAGCUACAGGCACGGACCUCUAGGGGGCAGCAGCAGCGUGAGCACUAGCAUGGGUGGGGGAUCGCCCUAUUACUAUGACUACGACUACAAACAUGGCAGCUUUCGAUCUGGGGUGCAGAAAUCGUCGUCCCCCAGAAGCCUUUUGGCUCCUGCUGUCAUGUCCACCAAACGCAGCAAACACAGGAAACUGAGCAGCAUGGAGCAGAAAAUCUCCAAAUUCUCCCCCAUUGAGGAGGCUCGGGAUGUCGAGGCAGACCUGGCCGCCUAUUCUUCAGCAGCUGGUGGGGGUUACUCCUCCCACAUCCGAGGACGGCAGUUGAUAGAGGACUACGGCUUCAAGAGGAGUACUUACGACAGUGGCAGUGGCAUCACCCAUGGUAGUCGAUACUUUGGCUCAAUGGGAGAGGAGGACGACAGGAUUUACUACACUUCCAGUGGCCGUUCCCGCUCCACCGGCUACGGCAUGGACAAGAUCACUGCCAGAGACUACUCUGGGUACCGCAGCAGAUCCUAUGAGAGGGAUGACCGAUCCUACCGAUCUGGCUAUAGUCGAGGGCGCCACCCAACCAGGCAGUACUCUGAAGAGGAGAGCCCGCUCAGUCCCCUGGGGAGAUUCAUGGGCUCCGGGCGAUCAUCAAGCUUAGGUCCCGACCCAUAUGACAGCCGCAGCACUAAAUACCAUUACUAUUAUGGCCAGUAUGGUUCCAGUCACUCUUUGCCAGAUGUGCAAGACCACAUACGGGACCUACCCCGGACCCAUGUCUACAAGUCGGAUGAUACAUACAUAAUAGACGAUUAUCAUUGUGCUGUGUCAGACAGUGAAGCCUGCAUGCCGCUGUCUCCGAACGACAUGGAGAUUGACUGUGAUCUGCUUUCGGUUUCCAAAGCCUACCAUCUGGGCCAGGAAGAGACAGACUGGUUUGAGAAGCCACGUUCCAGUUCUCGACAUUACGGCAGCAGCCACGCAUCGGGAAGGAGUCGUCAUGGUGUCAAACACACCUAUCACGAUUAUGAUGAGCCGCCCGAGGAGGACCUGUGGCCUCAGGAUGAGUACGGCCAUGGAGGACGACACUCUUCGUCCACCCGCGACCACCGACAUCAUGGCAGCUCAAGUCGGCACUCAUCCUCUUCACGUCAUUCAGAUGAACCAAGAUCCUCUCGGUCAUCUAAGGGACACCCAAAAGAUCCGUCCGUGCGGCACGAUCCUUCAGGGCGUUCUUCAUCUUCAGGAAGACGUGGUGAUUCUAGGUCGGGAGCCUACCACUCGUCGGACUACUCUCGGGAUCCGUCCGGCCACCAUCACAGUCAGAGAUCUUCUAGGCAAGGGGAUCCGCACCGCUCAUCACGCAGCAAGUCUCAGCAACAAGUUGACAUGCAAGGCCAGCCAACAGGUACUUCCAGGUCUGGCUCUUCUUCAAGGGGACAGGGUACUGCAGGUGGUCCUACAGGAUCCGGGCGACAGGUUGGCCAGGUUUCCCAAAACGAUGGUGUCGCAGGACAGAGGACGCAGCUCCAACAGCAAGCCCAGACUUCAACGGCAAGGCCGGGUCACCAAGGGCCCCCAACAACCACCGGUACUCAGCCACAGCCCCCAGCCCAAGGACAAAGCAUGGGUGGGGGGCAGGGCCAGGCCAAACCCGGGCAAAUAGGAGCAGCGGGUGGAGCCAUGGGACAAGCCAGGCAGACAGGUCCCACGGGAACAACAACUGCCCCCAUGAUUGAGACACCUCCAGUGACGGCCAUCGGAGCAAAGGCGGCCCCCGUCAUGGCCUCAAAAGGAGCUCAACCGCCACUCACGGGCAUAGGUUCCAAAGCUGUUCCAAGACCCGGAGGCAUCGGCAGUGCGGCAGCGGGGCAGCCGGGUAUGGAGGGAGACAGCAUGUUGUCCAAGAUUCUGCCAGGAGGAGCUGCAGAGCAGGCUGGCAAACUCGGAGAAGCUAUAUCCGGCUUUGGCAAGAAGUUCACCUCUUUCUUCUAAAGUGCUAAAUAUAAGGACUAUGUAAAAUCUCAAAGCCAUGAGACCUCGUACCAGACAAACCUGCAACAACAUUGCUCUUGUUUUUCAUUCCAUGAGAGAGAGAAAGAGAAGGAGCGGGCAAAGGGCAGCAUCAAGCAUGCAAAUCAUUCCAGGGGUCGAAUCGUCAAUCCAAAAGGUCACCUUGACUCAUGUACAACCAGUCAAUCAUGUGGAUCCGGCACAUCCGCAAGCAUGACUGGGAGAAGAUGAAUGAUGCAACGUAUGCAGUCGACUUCAUCGCUCACUACUGGGGGGACUUUGGCAUGCUUGGUUCUCAUCCAACAAAGCAGUUUCGCUCUUCUUCCUCUUCCUCUCAUCUGAAGAAUUAGGAAGAAAAAGAGACAUCGAAAAAGUGCAGCGCAGGUUUUUCUGGUACCGACCACCUCUUUGUUUCUUCACGUGCCCAGUUCAGAGAAACGCAUCAAUGACGAAUGUCAACGGCGACUUUCUCUUUCGAUCUACAUUCCAGAUUGUGACUCCUUCUUCCGCGCUUCGUCUAAUUCAGUUUUGUAAUCCCCAACCCCCCCUCAAUUCUCCUUAAUUUGUCUUUCAAAAAGUGUAUAGUGGAGGGGGCGAGAGGAGAAUUUGGAAUGCAUGGAACUUUAUAUCCAAGACCUUUACACUGUUGGUCAUCAUUAAACAGAGGCCAUAAAGACACUGGCAAAUGCAUCCGAGCUCAACUACACAAACGGGAGCGAAAUGGAAAUGGGAUACUAAAAAAAAAAAAAAAAAAAUGCAAGAAUUUACUGUAUAUUCAGAGGGAAGCCGCUUGGUUUCAGCCAGUUUUACGUUUCCCAUGUUUGCGUUGUUAUUUUGUUCCGUUGCAGCACUGCCUUAGUUAUUUAUUUGUAUGUUAUUUUAACAUGAAAGCGGACCAUUUUUUUAUGACAUCCAAGAACACACCUCAUUUUCAUAUUUUUGUAUCCGCGAGCAAUGGGAUUCAUUUCUAUUUUUGUAAUCAUCACCUUUUUUUUCUAUUUGUGUCACUUUGGUUGCCAAGCUCCCUUGAUUAUUAUUGUUUCCCUGUUCACAGUUGUGGAAUUCUGAAUGAUAGCAAAGCAAUAGAAUUAAGGGAGCCGAGAUGGUCAAGAGCACAACGGUGUCUCAUUUGAAAAAGUAGAAACGUGUUGCCUCUAAAUUAUCAGUGAUUUGGCGCUCAGCAAUCAGCAUAUGAGGAAACUUAACACCCCCCCCCCCCCUUCCAUCCUUUAACCUCAACCUCUCAAAGGUGUCCUACAGUUAUGGCUUACUAAUACAGUGUAACGACCUGCUACCAAUCACGGUGGGACAUCUCUAGCCAUGAUAUGGCCAAGAGCACUGCAGGCCAGCAGAGAUGCAUUGAAGAAGUAGACGCCGGACUUGGCAUCCUGCGAUGGCUUUCGGGGUCACUUUGGUCUAACCUUGCCCCGCAACCACUGCCACUUCCUCCUGAGUUCAGACCUCGCACUUGAUCAGCAUGUGUCUUCACUCAAGUCGAAUGUGCACGGCGCACAUGAAAGCACAUUUGAAAAUGGUGUCAAAAGAAGAGGGGGAAAAAAAGGAACCAAAAAUCGCUUUUUUUUUCUAUCACACCCUGACCUACAACCUAUCUCAGUUGUUAUGGAAACUACUCAGGUCAGUCCCCUCCCUCCUGCUGGUGACGCUCCUGCAGUGCAUUGUGGGAUCUGUGCUUUGCUUGUACGCCACACGACAGCAACAACAAACGUACUGUCCAGGCCAAACGUGAUGAGCAGAAAUCGAAACUUGUGUUGUAUAUUGUCCGUGUGAAUGCUCGCCGGUGACCUUCGCAUGCUGCCCGGCGUUGAUACAAAAUAGCCACCAAAAAAAAAAAUCUCAAAGUCACCUCUAUAUUGUUCUGUUCCUAAAAUUUGUAUGAAUGUGCGUGAGCGUGGCACUUCUGUUCGUAUAUGUCCGCCGAUGAUGAACAUAAAAAGAAAAACUGUUCACUCGCCACAGGUAUGGUACGGGGCUAAAAAGAAAGGCGACCUUUCAUCUCCAAUCGUUCUAUGCAAUAAAUCCCAUUUGGUAACUGUACAAAUCGAAGCGAGAAUAGUAGGGGAAUACAAAUAAAACAAAACACCAUUGUCGCCGAACGCUCGGGUUUUGCCGCUGUCAUUGAAUAAUAGUAAAGAUGUUGAUUUUAGCGUGAUCAGCUAGGCUGGGUUUUGUGGUAUUAAAGGAGCUGUUAACCCUCAUAAUCUUUUUUUGGGGGGGGGGCGUCAAUUUAACCCCAUGCAACUUUUAAUUAAGUUGAAGUUUCUUGUUCAUUGUCAUAGUUUCACUUAUGAAUUUAUGUUUUUUUCCCCCAAAUUAAUCUUUUAUUUGGAGGGAGGGGUUCUCCUGUAAGAUAUGUUUAAGAUAUAUUGUAUGGGUAAAAAUUCUAUUGAGCUGUGGUUAAAUUGCCUCAGAAAAUACAAAACGCUUGUGAAGUGAAAUGUAACAGGAGAGAUCAAAUAAGUGAGGAGGAAAAAAAGAGAGAGCGAUAACAGAGCACAUGCUCAGACAUUAGUAGCAGAUCCCCGAUGUUAGUCGUUACUGGUGACGUUGCUUUUAGUCUUGGUUAACUUGGCCGAGAUAUGUUUUCUAGAAAAGGUUGUUGGGUUGAAGUCGGAAGAACAAAAAAAGAGAAGCGAGAAAGGCAAAGCUAGCAGCACAACACGCAGUCAUCAACAGAAAAAGUAGAAACGUUGAGAGGUGUUCUCCAGAGAUGCAUCAAGAAAUUCAUCUAUAUUGUGAGAGAUUCGAUACAGAUGUCCGUAUACAGUAAUCCCUCGUUUAUCGCGUUUAAUGGGGACCAAAACCACCCGCGAUAAACGAAAAUCCGCAAAGUAGCGACCAAUUAUCAUAUACUGUACAGGAAAAAAAAAGUCCGCAAACAGUCCACAAGAAGCUGCAAAACAACAGCGUACAUAGAGCAACAUAUACAGUACUGUACUCCAUGUAUAUCCUCCUGAGUACCAGUAGUUCAAAUUUGUCCUCUGUAGAGGACAUUUGUGAACCUAAAUAUCUCCCACCCAGUGCAUCCAAUCGCAUUAACUCCUUUUGUUACUCUAAAGAGGACAUUCAGUGCUUUCCAAUGAUUUUUGUAGGGGUUAGAAAAAGUAAGAAAAUGGCGUCCCUCCGUGCAAGCACUUUUUAUGGGAAGAGGAAAUGUAAUACUUUUUAUCAAACACAUUUUGUCUUGAAACGCUGUUGGCAUUUUAAUUAUAAGACUCUUAUGAACACGUUAAAGUGUUCUUUGAGUUGUUUUAAGUGUAUUUGAGCCUGUUUAAAAAAUGUAGUGGGAUUUCAAAAAUGUCUUUUGGAGUAGUCAAAUUACUUCACAUAGAUUGGGGAAUUUCAAAAUAAAUAUGAUUGGACAACAUUUUUCCGUGGUAGUCAGCAGGAUAUGAAUUUUUAUUUUAUUUUUAAUUUUUUUAUGAAUAUGUUUGGAAAAAUCCGCGAUGCACUGAAUCCGCGAUAAACGAACCGCAAAAUAGCGAGGGAUCACUAUAUUCCCAAAUGCGCUCCGUCAUCCACGACUGCUCAGACGGUGGAAAAAAAAGGUUCGUCGCAUUUUGCUUCUUUUCUGAUGACAAAAGAAAUAAACUACGAGGUGGGUAUAAAUAAUCGGAUGAAAGGAAGAGCAGAGGGGUUUUCCAUGAUUUAAAAGCACCCUCUUGUUAGGUUGUUUCUCGGGAGCAGUGAUAAUGUUCCUUAAUAAUCCUAAUAAACAUAGUUUGGUAUCGAGUUAAAUGAACUCAACUGGCAAUUUUGUACAGUACAUGUUGUUUUCACCGACCAAAACAUGUUAACUUCACAACGUAUCACUUGGAGCGGUCACGUUAACAUGAGUUUGAAAUGUAUACUGUCGAGAACGUGGGGGGGGGGGGGGGGGUCGCUAGGGAAAGACGAGACGAUGGCUAUUUUUCUUUAGAGUACAAAUAAGUCAUUUUAAAGAAGUCUAUAUUUUGUGAAAUAUGAAGGAGGAUUAUUUAUUUCAGAAUUUGUUUUACGAUAAUGGAAGGGGACGUUGGACGGUUUGGGGGUUUCAGAAAGGAGGCCUUCGAAGUUUAAUGUUCAAAAACAAUGUGACAGUGUUGAAAGUAUUAUUUCAUAUCGAGUUAGGCGGAGGCAAAACUUUCAAUGUUCAAAUUGCAGCGUGAGAAUCGUGGUUAUACUGACUCUGUUCAGUUUGUCGUAUAAAAAGUCGUCAUAUUGACUCACCUCAACAGGAUCGUCACGUGACUUCUAAUCAAUCAAUCGUAACUAAUUUUGCCACCGUUGAGAAUUCACGUUUGCUUGUCACAAAUCAGCCACUCAAUGUGACUUAAAUAUGCAUUGCAGCAAGGGCUUUUAUUCUUAACAGUGUAAUCCUAGUCAUCGAAAAAAGCCAUUGAAACAGUUGUGCUUGCUCUCUAUCUGCACUCUGUAGGUGUCUUGUCUAAUUCUAGGAACGUAAUAGAUUCAACUUGAGAAUGAAAAUCGCCAGUCCGCGGCAUGUUUGAAGCAAAAAAGUAGACAACAAUAACACGUAUAUUGCGAUUGAUUCAUAUUUUUGACAUUCAAUUUCCUUUGGACAUGAAAAGGAUCCAAAAAUCGCCCAAGAUCAGGUCAACUCUGCUUUAGGCGCAAAAUAGAACAGAAGACAGUUUGGAGUGUUUAUUACACUUUGAAGUCGUGAGCUGUCACUAACACCUUCUUUCUUUCAUUUUUAAUACUGUCUCUGGGUAGCCUCAGCAAUAACUGACCAGUUUUGUUUGAAAUGCAUUUUUAAAAUGAAGUUUACACGAUUCAAGUUUUUGUUUUUUAAUGACCAUUUGUUUUCAUGAUUUUACAGCCACGAAAAAGACCCAAGGUCUGCAUUUAACAAUGUUUACCGAUAUGUUUGCAGCCGUGAAAAAAAAUGCAGGUUGUUCGAAAUGUCGCUCAGAUAUAUAUAUAUAUUUUUUAUUUUUGUCUGUGUAUGCGGUCAAAACGUUUUUACAGUAGUACAUAGGGCAGCAUGACAAAGGGAAAGAUCUUAAAAUAGACAGCAUAUUAUAUAUACAGAUAUUUAUGAAGAGAUGUUUUAGGUGAGCAGGAGUCGGAAAGAGAAAAAACUAAGACAAGCUAUGAAAUCGGAUGGAGUGUUUUUUUGUUUGUUUGUCCAUGUGAAGAAUCAUGAGUGAAAUGGCAUGCAUGAAUUGACCCCAGAGGGAAAAAAAAGAGUCCACCCAACCCCUUCCCUUGACUUUUUGAGCCUCAUCGACACUCCACCACACGAGCUGGCAUUUUUUGGCGUUUGUUCUCAGUGUAAAUAGCGGAUGAGAGCCAGUCCACUUUACACAAUCAUGGCAGUUUAUGACAUGUUUUUAUUUUCAACAUGCAAAUGUCAGCAAUGAUAACAGAAGCAGGCAUGAGUGGGGGAGGAUGGUGGGGGGCCUUUUGCACACCACAUGGCAAGCACAAGGUAGAGCGUAUGCAAGCCUGAGCCUCCUUAUAGCCAAACGUGUGCUUUAAGCAUGUAUCAAAACAACUGCAACAGAGCUGAAGAUCAGUUCAAUAGCUCAAGGACAAACGGUUGCAGCAUUAUGUGCGUGGCUGGCUCGUGGCGACUGCUUUGUGAUCAUUUGGAAGCAAAAAAAAACUUGGAAUCUGAUAACAUAUUGGUCCGUGGAGAGUUUCUAUAAAUGUGGUGUUUGUAAGAUGAGAUGCAGUUCAAAACAAAAGGUGGGUUUACUUUUUCUGGCAUCCAUGUAAAUUUUGUGGUGGGCAGAUGACAUUUGGAGGGGGAAAUGGACAUUAAAUGUAAAAAUCAUAUUUAAAAAAAUGAUGAAGCUGGAUAUGGUAAACAAAACAAAAAAAAAGAGCCAAACAAUAACAACAACGUUCACUGUUGUAAGUGCAAUGAGCUAAACUUCCCGUUUUCCCCAUUGUAAAACCUUGUGUAUGUUUCCGUGUGUUCCUCCUGUAAAUGGGUGUAGUAGACCUGGUGCAUCAUGCCAUGUAAUGUGAUGAAUGACAAAUUAUGACCUUAAAAUAAAUUUCAAUCAAAUAAAAUAAAAAUACAUACAAAA
This is a messenger RNA of Hippocampus zosterae (dwarf seahorse), 19856 nucleotides long. It is a transcript of the gene bsna, whose product is annotated as bassoon presynaptic cytomatrix protein a. Bases 229 to 13779 code for a protein of 4516 amino acids. Gene Ontology annotation, biological process: presynaptic active zone assembly; protein localization to synapse. Gene Ontology annotation, cellular component: cytoskeleton of presynaptic active zone; GABA-ergic synapse; axon. Gene Ontology annotation, molecular function: structural constituent of presynaptic active zone; metal ion binding. NCBI's taxonomy places the organism in Eukaryota, Metazoa, Chordata, Actinopteri, Syngnathiformes, Syngnathidae. The record is from RefSeq and is a predicted model, not a curated record. The transcript has 16 exons.